UAAAAACAUAAUUACGGUUGUUUCAGCCUUGCUUCACUGACUCUUCUUCUUCUUCCUCCUUCGGAUUCCUCAAAACCCUUUUCCCUUUUCCCCCCUCCAACCCAUCGAUGGAAUUCCAGCGGCUUUUUCAAAAUUGUCACCUGCGCUGCUCCGAAGCAUGGCAUUCACUCCAUUGAAGCAAUUGAAACUAGUAUCGGGGGUAUCUGAUAUGAUGAUAGGUUUUUUCAGUCAACUGGAACUGAUUCGUGUUAAUGCAUCUGAGACUAUGGAAGCCUAUAUCAUUCUGCGCAACCUUGAUGAUGGACAAGAAGAGCAGGAGAGGAAAGGUUCUUGUGUGGAGGAGGAGGAGGAGUGGGGUAAGGCAAAGCCAUCAACUCUCAAGAACAAACUAAGGGAGGCUCUUGAGGAGGCUUCUGAAGAUGGGUCAUUGUCUGAUAGGACAUUUUGCACUGAAGAAUCCAUUCUUGGCUUUAAUGAAGCCUUCAAUAAGUUCUUGACUUUGUACCCAAAGUUCCAAUGUUCAUAAACAGUUGACCAAUUGAGACUUGACUUUGUACGGGUUGUUUUCUUAUUUUCAAAUGCUACAGUAUUGGGAUUCAUCUACAUUUAGCUUAAAGGAAAUUAUUGCAAAUUUGAGCAAUCAUGUACUUCAUGGGUGUGCAG
Coffea eugenioides is the source of this 663-nucleotide messenger RNA. RefSeq lists its product as uncharacterized. The record is from RefSeq and is a predicted model, not a curated record. The coding region runs from base 158 to 526 and encodes 122 amino acids. Lineage: Eukaryota; Viridiplantae; Streptophyta; Magnoliopsida; Gentianales; Rubiaceae. The transcript is spliced from 2 exons.